Messenger RNA from Emericellopsis atlantica, 2612 nucleotides. Its product is annotated as putative chromatin remodeling complex subunit. NCBI's taxonomy places the organism in Eukaryota, Fungi, Ascomycota, Sordariomycetes, Hypocreales, Bionectriaceae. The record is from RefSeq and is a predicted model, not a curated record. Bases 98 to 2176 code for a protein of 692 amino acids. The transcript is spliced from 3 exons.
CCGCGCCGGCAAUCACGCAACGUAGAAUCUUUGACGCAACCUCCAACCCCCACGCAUUGACGAUUGCGUCGAGAGCAUCAACCAGGAGCCUGCCAAGAUGUCGUCCGCCGGCAAAUGGCGCGAGGAGCAGGUCCUCAUCAUCUGCCCUGGCAGCCAGACGACCAUGGCCCAGAUGGGCUGCAGCGAAUUGACACCGCCAGCGCAUCGAUUCCCGACGAGAAUGUUUCGCGAUGGGGAUGCGUGGCGGCCGUAUCAUACCUAUAUGCGCAAAAAGACAGUUGCGGGGGUUGAGACGGAGGAAUGGGUAGAGGACGUGGAUUCAGACGAGGGCGCGACGUAUCCGUUGCAAGCUGGCCGGAUUAUCAACAUGGAGGCUUUCCUCGCGUUCCUCGACCACGUGCACAGCAUGCUCACGACGACGUACCACAACACGCCCAUCAUGCUGAUGGCCUCACCGCAAUGGACACGGCCGGACUGCGAGGCGAUUGCGCAAUACAUCUUUGAAAAGACGCGGACGCCAGCUCUAUGCCUGAUCCACAGCGCCGUCGCCACGCAGUAUGGACUCAAGUUUCCCAGCAUGACCGUCAUCGACAUUGGAUACGAAAAGGUCGACGUGUCAGCAAUCUACGAGGGCCGCGUUGUUCACCACGUCGAUAUUGGCAGCGGCCUGUCGGGCCAGAGGGCAGUCAGCGGCGGGGAGGUCUUCACGCGCCGACUGGAAGCGCUGCUGAAGGGCCAGGGCUUCAACAAGGACAUGGCGGAGCAACUGAAGAGGAGUGCAAUCUGCGAGGUGCUGCCGUACGCGAGCGGAGAGGAGGCGUUGGCUGAGCUGCCGACCGAGGACACGCGUGGCGUGGGCGCGGCGGGCGAUGCCCCUGUCGAAGAACUGGCGCCGCCGCCCAAGCCCGCUGAGAACGGCGAGGCGGGCGCCGAAGGCGAAAAGGAGGCCGACGACGAUGGUGUUCUCGACGUCGCGAGCAUCGUUACGAGCGGGCAGACCAAGGAAUUCCUCGCUAAGAAGGAGAAGGAAAAGGGCAAGCCUGGGCGCAAGCCCAAGGAGGUAGAGACGACGGCGCAGAAGGCCGCCCGGUUAUCGAACAAGGAGAAAACCCACAACACAUUCGUCUUUGAAGAGGUCGUUCAGGAGGAGGUCAAGCCACAGCCAAAGGUCGCAUCAGACGCCGCGCCUGCUGCCCCAGCCCCUGCUGCCCCUGCCACUGCGGAUACAACAGCAUCAGAGAACAAACCUGCAGAGCCGGCAAGCGCUGACGGCGCCGAGCCGAAACCCGAGUCGCAAGCUGAUGUCUCUGGCGAAGCUUCGGACGACAAGCCAGCCGCAGCGCAGCCAGAAGCCGAGCCCGCGACUCAACCACCUGCCGAGCCCAAGGCGGAGGAAGUCCCAAGUGAGCCCGAACUCCGCGUCAAGCGUGUGAAGCGCGACAUUGAAGUUGGCCUCGAGCGGUUCACGUUUGCCAGCCGCGAAGAGAUCGACCGGAUCGUGCAGACCAUCUACAGGGCGAUCCAAGGAAUCGAGGAUCAGUACAUGCGCCCCGCUUGCUGGGAGAAUCUCGUGUUUGUGGGCAACGGGGCCCGUCUCCGGGGGCUGCGCGACAACAUUCUCCAGACGCUCAACGCGCGCCACCUCGUCUCGCCCUCCACGGCGACCAUGUUCACGUCCGAACUGCCGUCCAACGUGGCCACCCCGACCGGCACGGGGGCGCAGACACCCACCGGAUCCUUCACGGGCACGCCGCACCAGCUCGGGCCCAACGGGGUGAGCAGCAGCAGCGGCGUGAACCCGCUCCUCCAAGCCGCGACGACGGCCAACACGCUCGGCGUUGCCGGCGGUGCCAGCGCUCCUACGACGGUGGCCACCCCGCAGGGCCCUGGCUCCGAGGCCGGGGCCGCCACGCACGUCGUGUCGCAGCACUUUCACAGCCAGACGCCCACGGCCAUCAAGACGGUCAGCCUGCCCACGUACCUUCAAGAGUGGACGCGGAACGGUUUCGAAGAGAGCAUGUUCCUCGGCGCACAGGUAGCGGCGAGGAUUGUGUUCUGCGUGCAUUCCAAUAUGGAUGCCCAGAGUAUCGAGGCGCAGCGCAUGGCGAGCCUGAGCCGCGUAGACUACAAUGAAUAUGGCCCCAAGGCUGUGCGAACGCACUCGUUGCUGGGAUGAGCGUGGACCGACUGCACGAGCUGACUUGACCUUUUUCUUUACAGGAGUUUAUGGAAAAGGAGGGAGGGAUGGAGGGCGCUGCUACAUACGUAGUGACUCGCACGGCUUGGGGAACAAGUCGGGAGAAGCAGGCGAGUUUUUGAUAGAUACCAAUGAUGAAACAACGACCCAUCAAAUGGUUUGCCCGCUAUGCUUGUGCAGUAUGGCCGUGUUUUUAUGCUCUAUAUACCAUUCUAAAAGAUACUCAAUAAAGGUGGUUCCUCUGCAGGAAACAAUGCGGUAGAUGGACAUGAGAAAAAUGCCAGUUAUGCUUACAGCGCCAAAAACCAACCGUGUACUUGUUCAGUCGUAAAUCAAACGUAAGGACGUGCCUUACUUAGCCAGCGUUGUUUCUGACUUCCGCUUCUGCCGCGGCCGCAUCCCAACUCGUGAGGUA